Molecule: messenger RNA, 992 nt
Organism: Prionailurus viverrinus (fishing cat)
Lineage: Eukaryota; Metazoa; Chordata; Mammalia; Carnivora; Felidae
Gene: GABARAPL2
Product: GABA type A receptor associated protein like 2
Exons: 4
Coding region: 126-479 (117 amino acids)
Biological process (GO): macroautophagy; autophagosome assembly; autophagy of mitochondrion
Cellular component (GO): autophagosome membrane; autophagosome; cytosol
Molecular function (GO): ubiquitin protein ligase binding
Source: RefSeq, a predicted model, not a curated record
GCAGCCGGAAGUCCCGCCUGCCGUGUAGUCGCCGCUGCUGCUGCCGCUGCCGUCGUUGUUGUUGUGGUUGGUGCGCUGAGUUCCGCGGCUCCGAGAGCCGGCUGCAUCCCUUCCCCGCCGCCGCCAUGAAGUGGAUGUUCAAGGAGGACCACUCGCUGGAACACAGAUGUGUGGAAUCUGCGAAGAUCCGAGCGAAAUAUCCCGACCGGGUUCCGGUGAUUGUGGAAAAAGUCUCAGGCUCUCAGAUUGUUGACAUUGACAAACGGAAGUAUCUGGUUCCAUCUGACAUCACUGUGGCUCAGUUCAUGUGGAUCAUCAGGAAAAGGAUCCAGCUUCCUUCUGAAAAGGCAAUCUUCCUGUUUGUGGAUAAGACAGUCCCACAGUCCAGCCUAACUAUGGGACAGCUUUACGAGAAGGAGAAAGAUGAAGACGGAUUCUUGUAUGUGGCCUACAGUGGAGAGAACACUUUUGGCUUCUGAGGGCCAUUGCUGGGCUGGGUGCGCCGCUCCUGCUUGUGUAUCUUGUAAAUAGCCGGCCAUUUUCAGUUACCAGACCUCUUCACGUAGACCUGUUAGUGCAUUUGUAACUGGAUUUAUUUCUUAAUAUAUUGGAAGGUUUUGUUUCCUUAGACUAGUAAAUUAUCAUACAGAGUUUUAUUUUGAGUUUUCCUUUUUGUGCACUGUCCUCAUGGCUAUACUCCAGGGAACUUGUUCCUCUGGGGAUCCUAUUUAAUGAAGAUAUUUCCAUAUUAAAGUGAGGUAGGUGGGGUAUUAAAGUGAAAGGGAGGGAGAUGAUGCAUUUCUUCUGGAUUAUGUUUGAAGUGUUAAAGAUGGUUAAGUAUUAAAAGCACCCAAAUUAAAUCCUUAGCAAUCAGAACACUUGCUUCACUAGAUUUUGCCAACUGCCAAUCAUGUUGGAUUGAGCUUAUCUGUUCCUCUUUCUGAAAAUAUUAAGGUAAAUAAUUAACAAUAAAACUUCCUCUUCUAAAGGCA